CGUCCAACUUCCAAAGCAUUUUUGAACAGACGCUUUUCUAGCAUUCACUUCUGAGAACCCAAACAGUAGGCCCCAAUCACCUCUGUAUAAAUAUCGGCAUUUCUCCGCUCCCCAAACCCCAUAGCACCCUCAAAACAAACAAAGCCGCAUAAGCACAGCCAGGGUUUCUGUACCCUUGCAAUCAAUCCCAUUUAAACAAUAUCCAUUCAUCCAUCCCUUCCUUUUCUUUUCUUUUUUCCCGUAACUUCUUUUAUCCAGAAAUUAAGAUAGCUAACCUUUAGCUAUGUAUAACUCAAAGCCAUCUUCUCCUAUGUCCUCAUUUCCGAUCCCUUCUGGCAAAACCCCUUUAAAAAAAACUGUGGAUUUUUCCAAUGAUGAUGAAGAACAACUACAUAGAUUGCCAACUCCCUCUGAGGCCCUGGAAGAAAUCAAAGCCAUAGGGAAGAUCUCAGGCCCGACAGCGAUCAGUAGUUUACUCCUAUAUACAAGAGCCAUGAUCUCCAUGCUCUUUCUUGGCUAUCUUGGACAACUUGAGCUUGCUGGUGGCUCUCUUGCCAUUGGUGUGGCAAACAUUACUGGCUACUCUGUACUCUCUGGUUUAGCCAUGGGAAUGGAACCUAUUUGUGGACAAGCUUAUGGUGCCAAACAAGGGAAACUUCUUGGUUUAACCCUACAAAGAACGGUGCUUCUCCUCCUCUCCGCUUCUAUCCCUAUCUCUUUCAUGUGGGUCAACAUGAAAGCGAUCCUUCUUUGGUGUGGUCAAGACCAGGAAAUAUCAUCCGUGGCUCAUACAUUUAUUAUUUUCUCCAUUCCUGACCUAUUUUUCCUUUCACUUCUUCACCCACUCCGUAUCUACCUCAGGACUCAAAGCAUUACACUACCCGUAACUUGCUGUUCGGCCAUCUCUGUGCUUCUACACGUCCCAUUGAAUUUGCUUCUUGUUACCCAUUUCAAGCUUGGUGUAGCAGGGGUGGCUAUAGCUAUGGUUUGGACUAAUCUCAACGUCUUCGUCUUGCUCUCUUCAUUUGUCUACCUCUCCGGUGUAUAUAAAGAUUCUUGGGUAACUCCAAGCACUGACUGUCUAAGGGGAUGGUCCUCUCUGCUUGCUCUUGCUGUGCCAACUUGCGCCUCAGUUUGCCUUGAAUGGUGGUGGUAUGAAUUCAUGAUAUUGAUGUCUGGCUUACUUGUUAACCCCAAGGCUACAAUUGCUUCCAUGGGGAUCCUUAUUCAGACAACCUCUCUAGUCUAUUGCUUCCCCUCGGCUUUAAGUGUUGGAGUAUCCACAAGAGUUGGGAACGAACUUGGCGCAAACAGGCCAGGAAAAGCUCGCAUUUCCAUGAUCGUUUCUCUCUUUUGUGCCGUAGCUAUAGGGCUGUCUGCGAUGUUGUUCACAACCUCGAUGAGACACCAAUGGGGCAAGUUUUUCACCAGUGAUGCUGAAAUCCUUGAGCUUACAGCAGUUGCAUUGCCAAUUGCUGGGCUUUGUGAGCUUGGAAAUUGUCCUCAAACAACUGGAUGUGGGGUUUUAAGAGGUAGCGCCAGGCCAACCAUUGGAGCAAACAUAAACUUGGGGUCAUUUUACCUGGUGGGGAUGCCGGUAGCAAUCCUGAUGGGGUUCGUGAUCAAAAUGGGGUUUGCCGGGCUCUGGCUUGGCUUGCUUGCAGCUCAAGCUUCCUGUGUAUUCCUCAUGCUAUUAGUUCUUUGUAGAACAGAUUGGAUGGUUCAGGUAGAGAGAGCAAGAGUGCUUACACAAACAAGUUGUAGUAGUGGUAAUAAACCAGCUCCUCCAUUGCCCAUUUCAACAAAACAAGAAGAGCACUCCAAUCCUAAGCCCAAGGAAACUAACAACAACAACAACAGGAGGGCUGAUCUUGAAGCAGGGAUAGUGUGCAUUAAUGAUGAACUUGUGAAGUAUACUUCACUUGAAACAGACCCUCUCCUCUCUAACUCACACGCUGAUGAGCAUUAAUUCAGCUCAGUAAUUACCCCCCAUUUUUUCCCCCUACCUCAUAAAACGGUUUAAU
This is a messenger RNA of Durio zibethinus, 2024 nucleotides long. RefSeq names its product protein DETOXIFICATION 48-like. NCBI's taxonomy places the organism in Eukaryota, Viridiplantae, Streptophyta, Magnoliopsida, Malvales, Malvaceae. Gene Ontology annotation, biological process: xenobiotic detoxification by transmembrane export across the plasma membrane. Gene Ontology annotation, molecular function: antiporter activity; xenobiotic transmembrane transporter activity. Gene Ontology annotation, cellular component: membrane. The record is from RefSeq and is a predicted model, not a curated record.